Solanum verrucosum is the source of this 552-nucleotide messenger RNA. RefSeq lists its product as uncharacterized. The record is from RefSeq and is a predicted model, not a curated record. Bases 1 to 552 code for a protein of 183 amino acids. Lineage: Eukaryota; Viridiplantae; Streptophyta; Magnoliopsida; Solanales; Solanaceae. The transcript is spliced from 2 exons.
AUGAAUCCUCCAAAAUUUUAUGGUUCAAAGGUUGAGAAAGAUCCUGAAGAGUUUAUUGUUGAGGUCUAUAAGGUGUUUGCCAUCAUGGGAGUGACUCCAGUGGAAAUGGCAGAAUUGGCCACUUAUCAACUUAAGGGGGUUGCUCAGAUUUGGUUUAACCAAUGGAAAGAAGCAAGAUCGGUAGAAGUAGGUCCAAUAGAAUGGGAAAGGUUUAAAUCUGCUUUUCUUGAUAGGUUCUGGCUAAGGAAUGGUUCUUAUAAGGUUCCCCCAAGGUUCAACAAUGAAAGAGUGUCUAACCCUAAGCCUCAAGGAGGUGGUAAUGGGUCUUCAUUGCCAGAUUGUGCUAAAUGUGGAAGAAAGCAUGAGGAAAAUUGUCUAGCGGGUUCUAAUGCUUGGUUUGGUUGUGGUAAGAUGGAUCACAAGAUAAGGCAUUGUCCUUCGGUCCCAAGAAAUGAAGGAGAUAGUCGUCGUAGGGCCCAACCCUGUCCUUCAUUUGCUCCAAGUGUUUCGGAUGUGAAUGCUCCUAAGCAGAAUCGAUUCUAUGCACUCUAG